Molecule: messenger RNA, 551 nt
Organism: Xenia sp. Carnegie-2017
Lineage: Eukaryota; Metazoa; Cnidaria; Anthozoa; Malacalcyonacea; Xeniidae
Exons: 2
Coding region: 239-541 (100 amino acids)
Source: RefSeq, a predicted model, not a curated record
UCAGAAUGAAGAGCCACGGUCAGCGUUCAAAAAAUUUCGCAAUAGUUGCUAAAUAUAGUAACCUUUAGCCACGGUGCAGCGUUGCAAGCCAAUCACAGGGAACGUUUUGGUCAUGUGCGCCACGGUGAGCCACGGUGAAUGUAUUUUGAUUGCGCAAUAAAUACAAGUCAUAUGAAAUUGCUCGAUUCUUGUCGACUUGAAAAACGCUACAUCUGGUUCUACUCAGCGAUUAGGAUCAAUGGAAACUUCUAAAAAGAUCGAUGUUCUUGAAAAGCUCGUCCAAACCUUUCAGCAAGAGAACGCUUGCGAAAUUAUUUCUGGUGAAUUGUCUAACUUGAGACAACACUGUGUUAAAAUAAUCAACGAGGAAAGGCUUCGUCGUAUAAAUUCUACUGGCGAUAUUAUGCUACGAACUUGUUCAUUUUCAAAACUGCAGUUCCCUGAAAGCCAAAUUGAAAGAUCAGGACCCAAUGUCCCUGUUAGAGGACCACCUUUGAACAUUGCUUUUAUUAAUCUUGCCAUCUUUACCAUUGUUGGAUAAACAUCUUUGU